Ostrinia furnacalis (Asian corn borer) is the source of this 1576-nucleotide messenger RNA. RefSeq names its product ubiquitin-conjugating enzyme E2 Q2. Lineage: Eukaryota; Metazoa; Arthropoda; Insecta; Lepidoptera; Crambidae. The coding region runs from base 108 to 1247 and encodes 379 amino acids. The record is from RefSeq and is a predicted model, not a curated record. The transcript is spliced from 8 exons.
UGCGUUCCGCCAUUUUGCUUGGUCGUGCAGUGAACGUAAAAAUUAAGCCCAUGUAUUUUAACGUGGAUAACUGUUAUUUAGUUUAGAAUUAGUGUUUUUGUACACUAAUGGCUUGCUUAAAUACACUUAAGCUAGAAAUCAAGACUUUAGAACAAGUGUUUCCAAAAAAUCAUGAACGGUUUCAGAUAAUGUCUGCUAGUGUCGACGAACUGACCUGCAGAUUCGUUGGCAGAAAUGGAAAGAAAUAUGAAAUUCAUGCAAAUAUUACUGAGACAUACCCAAACACACCGCCAGUAUGGUUCGCCGACAGCGAAGACCCCAUUGUGACAAACGCAGUGCAGAUUCUCACUAACACACAAGGCAGGGACAAUCACGUCAUAAAUCAGGUUGGAAUAUUGUUGAGGGAGCUAUGCAAGUUACACGGUGUACCUGAGCCCCCGGACUUAGACUCCUUGUCGCUACCGCUACACCCUGCCCCACAACAAAGAGUCCCCAGCGUGACAUCCAACGGCGCGGAAUCCGGCACAGAGGAGGACGAAGAAAUGGCGGCAGAGGAAGACGAGUCCGAGGGAGAGGACGACCUGCCUCUGGAGAUGGUUGACGACGCCGGCCGCAGCAACAAGGAUGACAUGGAGACGGAACAUUUAGCGACAUUAGAACGACUCCGGCAAAACCAGCGGCAGGAUUAUCUGUCAGGCAGUGUAUCUGGCAGCCUGCAGGCGACUGAUAGACUCAUGAAGGAGCUCCGAGACAUAUACCGUUCUCAUUCCUUCAAGAAUAACAUGUACUCUAUUGAACUAGUAAAUGACUCGCUAUACGAGUGGAACAUCAGGCUGCGUUCAGUUGACCCCGAUAGUCCGCUGCACAACGACCUGCUUCUACUCAAGGAGAGAGAGGGCAAAGACUCCAUCCUGCUCAAUAUCAUGUUCAAGGAGACGUACCCGUUUGAACCGCCGUUCGUUCGCGUCGUCUACCCCAUUAUCUCAGGAGGCUACGUGCUAGUAGGCGGCGCGAUAUGUAUGGAACUGCUGACGAAGCAGGGCUGGUCGUCCGCGUACACCGUAGAAGCCGUCAUCAUGCAGAUAGCGGCAACCCUGGUGAAAGGCAAAGCGCGCAUCCAAUUCGGCGCGACCAAGGUUGUCUCGCAGUCCCAGUAUAGCCUUGCCCGCGCGCAGCAAAGCUUCAAAUGUCUCGUGCAGAUACAUGAGAAGAAUGGCUGGUUCACACCUCCGAAAGAGGACGGCUAAUGCCGGGCUCGGCGCCCUGGGCCGGGUUCCGCCGUCUAUGUGUAAGCCGACUGAAUGGACUAUGUGGAUGAUAUCUCGACUAUGUAUGUGUACUUUAAUGUUAAGUGCUAUUAAUGUUCUGAUAGUGCGGGCGGUCGCGACCUCGCGAGAGACUUCAUAAGACUUAUAGGAAAUGUUUAAAUGUGUAACGUUUUUUGUAAUCAUUAAUUUUCUCAUAAAAAAAAACAAAGUUAUCCACGAGUAGCCUUAGACGUUACUGGAGUGUAAAGUUGGAAAAUUCUUUGCAUUUCUUUUUAGUUAUGGAAAUAAAAGAAAACCUGUGAUUCUUA